Molecule: messenger RNA, 129 nt
Organism: Sclerotinia sclerotiorum 1980 UF-70
Lineage: Eukaryota; Fungi; Ascomycota; Leotiomycetes; Helotiales; Sclerotiniaceae
Exons: 1
Coding region: 1-129 (42 amino acids)
Source: RefSeq, a predicted model, not a curated record
AUGUCACAGUACUACGAUUUCUCCACUAAAGUUACCACUGUCACAACGAAAUCAGGCGAGGGGGAACCCCCUCAACCUUCAUCCGCCAUGAUCUUCUUCCCACCCCCAGCAUUAGCAUUAGAACUGUGA